Heterocephalus glaber (naked mole-rat) is the source of this 4942-nucleotide messenger RNA. It is a transcript of the gene Tgfbrap1, whose product is annotated as transforming growth factor beta receptor associated protein 1. Lineage: Eukaryota; Metazoa; Chordata; Mammalia; Rodentia; Bathyergidae. The record is from RefSeq and is a predicted model, not a curated record. Gene Ontology annotation, biological process: endosomal vesicle fusion; vesicle-mediated transport; autophagy. Gene Ontology annotation, cellular component: cytoplasm; membrane.
UUGGGGGCCUCCCCGACCCUGGCCGGCUUCGACCGCCCUGCCCGGGACCGGGGGCGGCGCGGGGACUGGAGAGGGCCCGCCCUCACGGGGCCGGGCCGGCACGUGACGGGAAGCGGCGGCGGGAGCCGGGCCGAGCCGAGCCGGAGCGGGAGCCAGGCCGAACCGGGUCAGGCCGCGGCGGGCCGUCAUACCGUGUAGAAGGACCCUCUAUCCACAUGAAGUGACAUUUCCAGGCCACACAGCAGACAUGAUGAGCAUCAAGGCCUUCACACUGGUCUCUGCCGUUGAGCGGGAGCUUCUGAUGAAUGACCAGGAGCGCGUCAACAUCGAGUGUGUGGAGUGCUGUGGCCGGAACCUCUACGUGGGCACCAGUGACUGCUUCAUCUACCACUUCCUACUGGAGGAGAAGGUGUUGCCCUCAGGGACCGUAGCCUUUACAGCCACCAAGCAGCUACACAGACACCUGGGAUUCAAGAAGCCUGUGAGUGAACUACGGGCAGCCUCGGCCCUCGACAGGCUGCUGGUGCUCUGCGACAGCUGCAUCUCCCUGGUCAGCAUGCACAGCCUGGAACCCGUGCCCUCGGGUGCACGCAUCAAAGGGGCCUCUACCUUCGCGCUCAACGAGAACCCCGUGGGUGGGGACCCAUUCUGCGUGGAAGUCUGCAUCCUCUCCAUCAAGCGCAGGACCAUCCAGGUGUUCCUGGUGUACGAGGAUCGUGUGCAGAUUGUCAAGGAGGUGUCCACGCCGGAGCAGCCCCUGGCUGUGGCUGUGGAUGGCCACUUCCUAUGCCUGGCCUUGAGCACACAGUACAUCAUCCUCAACUACAACACAGGCUUCUCACAGGACUUGUUUCCCUACUGCAGUGAGGAGAAGCGGCCAAUUGUCAAGAGGAUCGGCAGGCAGGAGUUCCUGCUGGCUGGCCCAGGUGGCCUGGGCAUGUUUGCCACUGUGGCCGGGAUAUCCCAGCGGGCUCCUGUGCACUGGUCGGAGAACGUGAUCGGGGCGGCUGUGUGCUUCCCGUACGUCAUCGCGCUCGACAAUGAGUUCAUCACAGUGCACAGCAUGCUGGACCAGCAGCAGAAGCAGACCCUGCCCUUUAAGGAAGGCCACAUCCUGCAGGACUUCGAAGGAAGAGUGAUCGUUGCCACAAGUAAAGGAGUCUACAUCUUGGUCCCAUUACCUCUGGAAAAACAAAUACAGGAUCUGCUGGCAAGCCACAGAGUGGAGGAGGCUUUGGUCUUGGCGAAAGGAGCCCGGAGGAACAUUCCAAGGGAAAAAUUUCAGGUGAUGUACAGAAGGAUUCUGCAGCAGGCUGGCUUCAUCCAGUUUGCUCAGCUUCAGUUCCUGGAAGCUAAAGAGCUCUUCAGAAGCGGGCACCUUGAUGUCCGGGAACUGAUCUCCCUGCACCCCUUCCUGCUGCCCACCUCCUCCUCCUUCACCCGCUGUCACCCUCCACUCCAUGAGUAUGCAGACCUGAACCAGCUGACGCAGGGCGACCAGGAGAAGAUGGCCAAGUGCAAGCGCUUCCUCAUGAGCUACCUGAAUGAGGUCCGAAGCACUGAGGUGGCCAAUGGCUACAAGGAGGACAUUGACACGGCCCUACUCAAGCUGUAUGCGGAGGCUGACCAUGACAGCCUGCUGGACCUCCUGGUCACUGAGAACUUCUGCCUUCUGACAGACAGUGCAGCCUGGCUGGAGAAGCACAGAAAGUAUUUUGCACUGGGGCUGCUCUACCACUACAAUAAGCAAGAUGCUGCUGCAGUUCAGUUGUGGGUGAACAUUGUGAAUGGAGAUAUCCAGGACUCCACGCGCUCUGACCUGUAUGAAUACGUCGUCGAUUUUCUGACCUACUGCUCAGACCAGCAGCUGGUGUGGACCUAUGCCGACUGGGUCCUACAGAAAAGCGAGGAGGUUGGAGUUCAGGUCUUCACCAAGAGAUCUGUGGAUGAGCAGCAGCAGAACAGCUUUAAUCCAGACAAUGUCAUCACCUGCCUUAAGAAAUACCCCAGAGCCCUGGUCAAGUACCUGGAGCAUCUGGUAGUAGACAGGAGCAUGCAGAAGGAAGAGUACCACACUCAACUAGCCAUGCUCUACCUGGAGGAGCUGCUGCAGCAGAGGGUGGCCACCAGCAGCAGUGAUGCUGCAACCACCGAGAUGCAGACCAAGCUGCGGCACCUGCUCCAAAAAUCUGACCUGUACCGAGUCCACUUCCUGAUAGAGCGGAUCCAGGGCGCUGGGCUGCCUGUGGAGCGCGCCAUCCUGCACGGGAAACUGGGUGAGCACGAGCAGGCCCUGCGCAUCCUGGUGCAUGAGCUGGGGGACACAGCGGCGGCGGAGGACUACUGCCUGUGGAGCUCCGAGGGCCAGGAUGCGCCCUGCCGCCAGCGCCUCUUCCACACGCUGCUCACCAUGUACCUGCAGGCCGGGCCCUUGGCCCCUGAGCUCACUGUGGCUGCCGUAGACCUGCUCAACCGCCACACCUCUGAGUUUGAUGCCACCCAGGUGCUGCAGCUGCUACCCGGCUCCUGGUCGGUGCAGCUGCUCCGCCCAUUCCUCACCGGGGCCGUCCGGGGCAGCAUCCACACCAGGAGGACUGCACAGGUGGCUCUUGGCCUGGCCAGGUCGGAAAACCUGCUCCAUGCAUAUGACAAGAUGAGGCUGAAAGGCAGCGCCAUCCAGCUCUCAGACCGAAACCUUUGCCAGCUGUGCCAGCAUCCCUUCUCGGAGCCUGUCUUCAUCCGGUACCCAAACGGGGGGCUUGUGCACACCCACUGUGCUGCCAGCAGACACAGCUCCCCCACCCCUGGCACCCGGACUUGAAGAGCUGGGCUUGGGGCGCGAGGGUGACUCUGAGUUCUCUUGAGGUCUGCUGGAUACAGCAGACGGCCGCACGCCUUGUGCCAGCCAGCACAGAGGGUGCCAUUGGGUGCCAGGUGAUAUCUGUGUCCAUGAACCAGGCCACCUCCUUGCGGACCGCUCUGUGUGAACGUGAAUGUGAAUCCCUGAGAAUCCUGGUGAUGGAGACGAGCAAGGCUCCCUGUGCACUGCAGUCACCUGGAGCCAAGGACGAGGGGUCUCCUGUGCAGUUGGGACACUCACACCUGCAGCAGAGCCCUCUGUGGCCAAGGCCCAGUGUCCCCAUCCAGGCAACUCUGCCUUUGCCCGGUGAAGAGCUGGCCUUGGGGAUGUGGGGUGUGUUCCUGCUUCCUGUGGCUCCUGCCUCAUUUCCCCAAGCACUCCUGUGCUUCUCACUGCCUGGAGAACAGGGAUGUGUUUGGGAAUUGCUGAAGCCUCAGAGAAGCUGCUUUGCCUAUCCUGAGGAGACGGUGGGAGGGGACCCAGGUGGGCGAGGCCCAGGCAGGCUCCGGGAGACUCCACCAUGAGCCUGUGCAACCAGGUGUUCUUAUCUGAACUUGCAGCAGCUUUGGAGUUUUUCUCUUGUUUGGAAAUUGACCUGCCAAAUUCACUAGGGAUGAUUUUUCUCCUUACAACAUACCUCCUCCUGAAGACCUGGGAAUCGAAAGGGAGACACAGUGCACAAAGAGGUCUGUGCCUCACAGGUGGGACUGCUCACAUCAUGCACUUAGUGGGACGGGGAUGAAAUUGCCUCUGCCUGGGCCAGCCCUGGCUUGUGGGGGCGUCUGCAGAGCCCUGAGGGAUGUCAGGUCGGACUGCCUUACCUCCCGCUCCUCUGUGUCUGCCCUGAGGGUCUCUGAACCCCCAGAAAGCAGCCUCUUGUCCAUCACCAUGGGGUUCCUUGCUUCUGUGUUCAUCCGUGAUGUGCUGCAGCUGCUGUCACCUCACUGCCCACCUGUGAACCUGUGAAUGUCUUCCCUGGGAUGAUGGAGCCUUGGGGAGCUGUCAUCAGCUGGCAUGAAGGAUGAGAGGGCCCAGAGCACACGCUCUCUCCAUCCACCCAAGCCUCUCAGAGCCAAGGAAGCACUCACUGCCUAGGCUGUAAAAAGAUUUGCUGUCUUCAAAUGAUCAGUCUAGGUUUACCUCUCAGGUUGCAAGUGAGCCAAAAAGCAAAAGCAUCCCUGUGUUAUUUGGGAGAAUUGGCAAUAUUUUUUCCUGUGUUUCAGUUAUUUAAAGAAUAAAUGAUGAGGAAAUUCUUUUGUACUGCAUAAACUAGUGUGACUCUGAGGCCCAGCUGCGAGCUCCCUGUGAACCGCUGUUCCAGAGCACUCAUUGUGCCCGGAUGUUGCUGUCAUGGCCAGGAAGUGGGGUUUGAAUUCCUUGGAGAGCAAGUUAACUGUUCAUGCGACUUUGCACUUUGAAAAACACUGUUUCCUCCACACACACACAAUGGGUGCAAUCUUGCAAAAGGCCUGUGGUUGCCCAUUUCUAAUGUGGGGCCACCAGUCCAUCUCUGAACACAGCGUUAUUUUGAGACAAGUGUCAUCCUUCCAAAGAAUGAGAAUGGAGUUGAGCAGUUUCCGUCUCUACCAAAUCCCGACACAAGCAGAUUCUGUGACAGCGUGCAGUCAUCUCGUCUGUUAAAAACUGUUCUCUACCCUUUCUCACACCCUCACAAGGUCUUUUUGUCAGAUCCUAUUUUUAAGACGAAUUCUUUCUAACGGGCCUGCUGUUUUGUGACUGCUGUUGAACAGAGCAGUUAGAACUGUCACUCAGACCUACUCUCUCAUUAGUUCCACGCAACUGUCCUUGCACGAUUACUCUGCAGGCAGUACUGCUCAGCUUUGUGGACUCUUCAUUGCUGUCGCCUAUCAGGUCUUAACGUAGGCAUGUCUCAGAGGCUGUGGGGCCCUGCGUCUGAGAGGGUGCAGGUGGUGGCUGCAGAGGGGGUGGCCCUGGCCUGGUCUUUGCUGUCCCCUGGGAACUUUUGUCCUUGCAACUUUAUCCUUCGUUCCCUUGGGUCCCACCUACACAACCUGUACAAAUGUAAACUUGUUAAUUUUAUUAAAAUUCUUUUAAUUCUUU